AUGGGUUUUAAAUCUUUUGAUUUAUUUGAUCUAGGCACUGCCGUGGGCGUGUUCUUCAACAUCGCCCUGGUCGAGGUGGACCCAUGCGACACCACGUGGGGGCCGCUGUUGUACGGCGGCCACCGCUGCGACCCCAACACCACCCUGUGCGUGCCGUUCCACCUGGGCCACGGGCUGGGCGGACUCGGCCUGCGCCGGAUGUCAUACCGCUGCCAGUGCCGGUACGGCUACGGGCCCGUGAACCCUCCGGGCGGCAGCCCACCGCUCAACGACACCUACACCGAGCCCCCGCACUUCACGUGCUCGCCGUGCCCCAAGGACCAGCCGCGCUGCGGCAUGUCCAACACGUGGCAGGCGGGCGUGCGGACGGGCCUCAAGGUGGCGCAGGGCGUCAUCAUGGCCACCGUGCUGCUGCUGGGGCUGGUCGUCUUUAAGAAGCGCAAGUGCAAGGUCGUGGCCUCCAGUAUGUGGAUGAUGCUGGAGACACUGCUACUCGGCGCCUUGCUGAUGCAGACCGCGGUGGUGCUGCGCUUCGUGGAGCCCAGCCUAUGGAUGUGCCUUCUGGAGCCGUGGUGCCGCGAGAUGGGCUUUGUCGUCUGCUACGGCUCCAUCAUCCUCAAGCUCUACCGCAUCCUGGUGGAGUUCCGGACGCGCAAGGCGCACCGCUGGGUGCUCAAGGACCGGGACCUGCUGCGCCACCUGGGCGCCAUGGUGCUGGCCGUGUUCGCGUACCUGGCCGCGCUCACCGCCGCCUCGCUACACUUCUACAACGAGGGCUUCCAGCUGCUCGACACCGUGACCACGGACGACGGCAUGGUCUACCCGCACUGCAAGGUGUUCUGGUGGGAUUGGGUCACCCAGGCGGCGGAGCUGGUGAGCCUGUUCGUCGGCAUCCACCUGGCGUGGGUGUCGCGGUCGUUCCGGACGCAGUUCAACGAGCGCGCGUUCCUGUGCGCGGCGCUCUUCGUCGAGCUCAUCGCCAGCACGGCGCUCUACGUGGGCCAGGCGGUGCGCGUCGCCACCCGGACGGCCAACCUGUCCCCCACCACCGUCCUCGUCUUCUACUUCAUCCGCGAGCAGAUGUCCGUCACCAUCGUCCUCGGGCUCGUCUUCAUCCCCGUGCUGUGGCUGGCGCGGCGGCAGCCCGCCGCCCGGAGCCUGCUCCCCACGCUGGACAACCUGGGCAAGCCCGCGGACGGCAGCAGCUCCGGGGCGGGCACCGGCUUCCACUCGAGCGACGUGGACGUGACCGAGGUCACCCUCAAGGACAUGAACCCGGACGACAUUCGGAAGUGGCGUCACUUUGUCACUGCAACCCUCCUCCUCUUCCUCCUCCUCGAAGGAGGUUGUCGGCGCGACCCGGGGGGUGGGAGGGUGGAGGGCGGCCUGCCAGUCCCCGUCACUGACUCACGGGGCUUACUGAUUGCAAACUUACGCACUGUUUCUGUUCGCACGCCGCAGAAGAGGGGGAGCAGGGAGAAGGCGUUACACCACCGGCACAUGCGGAGCUCUGCGCGUCACCACACCGACGUCGAGGUCACGGAGGCCGAAGGCUCGAGGACACCGGAGGACUCGGUGUGCUCGCAGGAGGGGCCGUCGGCCGUGUUCAACGACGGGCCCUCGACGUACUCCGAGUACGGCUACGGCACCCCCAGCGUGUCCUACAAGGGCUCGAGCUCUUACAAAUAGGGGGACUUGUUUGUUAUUGUUGGUUUCUCGUACGCAGCCCUGGUGCUUGUGUGUUUUUUCUCUGUCAAUGCCUUGUCCACUGCCAAGGCGUACAGAGUUGUUCGCGGCCAGGGGGCGGAGCCCGCGGGCCCCCCACAGCCCCGGUCGCACACCCGUCUCCCUGACCGGCUCUAAAAAGAUUUUCGAUGAAAUCCCAUUAUUUCGGAUUUCGGAUGGCGGAAAGUCUCUUGUUGUUCGAUUUGUCUUAUUGUUAUUGUGCGGUCCCCACCCUGCCAGGCAGGAUCGAGGAGCGUUUGUUCGCUUUCCAUUGUCUCUGGAGUCCACUCCCUUACGCGCCCAAGUUAAGCACACACACCCAUUAGGGCGUCAAUGUGUCUGACAAAAUUUGCCAACGCGAUCGCAUUGUGCUCUGCAUGGGUGGGAGGCAUUGAGUUGUGGUUACUGUGCCAGUAAGUCUCGCACUAAGUGAGCCAGCACUUUGAAGUCCCGUUUGAUUGAGAAGUUGGAACCAUUUGAAAGAGUUGUAGCUUCCCUGUUUAGGCGGAUGCUAAUAUUUUUACCAGCACCACUCGAGAAGUGGCGUCGAUUUUCAGUAUUUGCCCUGUAUAUCAUUGUACAGUGGGGGGACACCCCGAAUAGAUGAGUUAUCUGUGAUUUUAAAGCGUUUAAGCAUUUGCAAAGUGACAAGUGAUACUUCUUGUUUUUUAAAUGCUUUCCCUGCAAGUCUUUAGAUUUCCUGAGGACUAUGGUCCCACAAAAAUUUCUUUAAUCAUUUACGACCGUAUGUCUCGCGAGUGCUCGUAAAUUCCCCAAGGACACCCAUUUUGGAUACAGCCUACACCUACAAAAUUGUUUUGAUCUCUCGUGCCUAAUACAAUUGAUGUGCUGACGACACGGUGGCUCGCACGGUGGCGUUUUCAAUUCGCGGGUACCGAGCACUUGUGAAUUGAAAUUAAUGACGCUCAACGACAUAUUAUACGAGCAGUGAGCAGAACUUGCUUUACAGAAGACCUUUCUUUAUUCAAGUAAACCACAUGUUUCAGUGUUUUAUUUCUCUUUUUUUUUGGUUUUAACGUUGACCAAAAGAAUGCCCUAUACUGUUUCAAAUUUAUUUUGUGUAUUAUCAGGUCCAAAAAUUAUUGUCUACGUUUUUUGCUCAAACUCCUAAUUUUACAGGGUUGAAUAUGUAACAAUACGAUUUUCUCGUUAGUGAACGCGACACUGUGUAUUUCCUCUCUCGCUCUUUGCUAUGCCAAGACAAGUAAAAUACGUAACGUUUCUUUAGUCGGAAUGAAGUACCGUUGUUUACUUGAACCAAGGCCCCCGAACUUUAGAGACUUUCCAAUUGGUGCCAAUUAUUUAUGUUUUAGAAACCCGUUCAAAUAAUUUCUUCCCCGCUUUUGACCCCAACUAUUUCAAUAAAAAAUAUUGACCCAUGGACGACUUCAAACCAAAAUAUUGGACUUAAAAUGGAACACCUGCAACACUUCAGCCAUUCGGCUAGCAUCCCAGCUCACACAGAGGUUAUAUGAAUUGUAAUAAUUUGUCACAAGCGUCAGAGUGAUGCUCCCCUGUUCAGGUUUUCAGUUUUUAAAUGGUUUCACUGAAGUCAAAUUAUGUGACAUUUGGAUCUUUACAUACAUGGCGUGCUGUUGCCCGCAAGCCUUACGUGCAGUGCUCCCCUACUUUCCGGCAGCUAGCGCCUGGCAAGCGGGGGAUAGGCAAACCCGCCGUGCACUCGUGUACCGCGGGAUAGCCUACGCGGCCAAUGGCAGGCGCUAGGGUGGCCAAGCGCGCGGCGCAGCGCCGGUUCAGCUACUGCAGAGACCAUACUUCCCUAUGGUAUCCCACACUCUGGCGCACGCCUCUAUGGCGAUCCUCAUUUUCCGAAUGUCUAAUAACAAGGCGCUGCUCGUUGGAGAAGCUCCAAGCUGGACAUGAGGGACAACAUUCACAGCUGUGCAGCCUGCGGGGCAUGAACGACAGCAUUACCAACAUGUCGAGUCCAUUCUGUGCAGAGCCUUUCUGAAACUUUUCCAAAAUUGGAGUAAAACUUUACAUGAUGAUACAUAUCUAUUAUUCUCUGUACAAUCUGGCUUAGUUCGAGAGUACUUAGAUGAUAUUUCAAUUCAAUUACAGUUUUCUUUAGAACUUUUUCUUUGUGUCAGUGAAACACAAUAAUUUUUAAGUGUUCUCUUUAAUCCUACUUGUGUGUUAUACUGACAAAUUGUGAAGUAGCCUUUACCUACUGGAUUUUGCUAGAAUUGCUGCUGUUAAAAACACACAAUGCCAUGUAUCCCAGCUUCUGCCUUGAUUGUGAUGCUCACUUAGAAAAGCAAUUAUUAGUCUAUUUCUUAUUCCUCCUAUCCCUGCUUUACAGCUAAAUAUUAAGUUAGUGGAAAUAGUCCUGCUUUGUUUCAGUGUGUUUAUGUGUAUCAUUUUGGUAACUUUGUGUAAAUUUGACUUUAUGUACUACGUAGCAUAUUGCCACGUGUCUGAUGGAAAGAAAAGGACGCAUAUUCAAACAGCUUAGAAUCACAAUACCUAGUUAAUCUGCCUUGUACAAAGUACCCUUUUAUAUUAGAUUUGAAUGGACAAAAAAUGACUGAUCCUACCAUUAGGCAAGCAAAUAUAAAGCUUCAAAGUUUUAAUGUAAGAAUAGACAAGGAUGGGGGUUUCUCCCAGUACAUAGUUUUAGAUUAGACCACAAGCCCAAGAUGUCUUUCACGGCAUAAAUGCAAUGUAAUUAUAACUACUUUGGUUAACAUUUCAAAAUCCCCAUUUUAUGAAUGUGCAAACGUAGGCAGCUUCUAUGCACAUAAAAUAUUAAUGAAACUAGAUCUCCACUAUUGGAUGAUAGUCAUCAGUAUUACCUUAUCACAAUAAACACAAGUCAAAAAGCAGCAAAACAGAUAAAAUAAUAAAAAUAAAAUAACAAUUUUGAGCAGCAUUUUAUUAAUACUUGUCUUAUCUACCCUUUUACAUAGCUUUAAUAUGGCUGCAUAAGUUUGUCAUUUGCUGUUAAUUACAGGCAGAACCUCCCAUCAAAAAUCCCUCCAUAACUCAAUGCAACCACAACUAAGGUUGUAACUUCUCUGGAAUGUGCUACUGACACAUGGUUUCUUGGAAUAAAGCCGUCCCCUCUCAAGCUGAGAGCAUUGCCAUUCUGCGUGUAGUAUGCAACAUGCUGCUUACAUCAAUCAUGAAUUAGGGCUAAACACCUUGUUAGUACCCAGUAGAUAUUAAGUAGCUAGUACAUUUAAUUUUUAAAAAUGGUGUUUUGGAAAUCUUACGUGGUUUCCCACCUAGGUAGACUUUGACAAAUAAAUUACAAACUGUACAUAAUAAAUAUGCCUAAGAGGGACCAAAGAAUCAUGAAGCUAAGAAAAUGUUGCAUAAGGAUUCUAUGGCACUUUGCUAAACCAAAGUGUCACGACUUAUAUAAAAUACGGUCGCUCUUGCCACAAUCCUGUAAGUAGUUGCUUAAAUGGGUGCCAUUUUGACUUAUCAUAUUAUACAGGACAUUGUUUCAUUUUACUUAUCAUGUGCAUAAAUGGUUGCGAGCUCAUAACAUUAUUUGUAUGGUCAUGUUACAAGAGAAAAAAAAAAACUGUUCAUGAAUA
Molecule: messenger RNA, 5312 nt
Organism: Frankliniella occidentalis (western flower thrips)
Lineage: Eukaryota; Metazoa; Arthropoda; Insecta; Thysanoptera; Thripidae
Gene: smog
Product: probable G-protein coupled receptor 158
Exons: 10
Coding region: 1-1689 (562 amino acids)
Biological process (GO): G protein-coupled receptor signaling pathway
Cellular component (GO): membrane
Molecular function (GO): G protein-coupled receptor activity
Source: RefSeq, a predicted model, not a curated record